Messenger RNA from Funneliformis geosporum, 1116 nucleotides. Lineage: Eukaryota; Fungi; Glomeromycota; Glomeromycetes; Glomerales; Glomeraceae. The record is from the annotation of a GenBank genome assembly.
AUGCUUAGUUUGGACAGUGUGGAUAAUUAUGAAGACUUAUUAAAUCUGGUUUAUCAAAAUCACCAACUAAUUCAAAUCAGCACUCGUGGCAAUGGAACGAUUGGUGAAGAUAUAACUUUCAAUAAACAACUAAUAAAAAACAUUCCUUUUUUCUUGAAAGAAAUUGCUGAUGGUGAGGUGCGAGGAGAGGUUUAUAUGCAAAAGGAGGAAUUUUAUCGUCUGAACGAAGAAUUAAAAAAAUCUGGUAAUAAAUUGCUAGCUAACCCCCGCAAUGCAGCUGCGGGUAGUUUACGAACCCUUAUCCCCUUGCAAGGUAGAAAUUUACAUUUUUUUGCUUACCAAUUAUUAAAUAAUGACUUGCCAAAUCAAUUAUCUUGUCUACAAAAAUUAGAAAAAUUAGGUUUUUCAGUCAGUCCUGAUUAUCGGUUAUUCAGAAAUAUUGAAAAAGUAGCCAAUUUUAUCCAAGAGCAAGAAAAAAAGCGGGAAAAAUUAGGUUUUGAAACUUACAAAUUUCCGGCUUCGGUGACUUCAAGUCUAGUGAAAAAUAUUUAUGUGGAGGUAAGCCGAAGUGGACGAAUAACUUAUGUGGCAGAAAUAAUCCCUGUAAUAUUACAAGGAAGCAAAAUAACUAAAACCACACUUCAUAACUAUGCCUUUAUUCAUAAUUUAAAGUUAAACAUCGAUGAUGAAGUAGUAAUCAAAAAAGCGGGAGAUGUCAUUCCCCAAAUAACCCAAAUUUACCAGUUGUGCAAAAACCAUGACUGUCCGCAAAAGACGGUCAAUUAUCUGGCUCAUUUUGCUUCUAAAAAUGGACUUGAUAUCAAAGGCAUUAGUCAAAAAAAUAUUCAAAAACUUUAUGAGAAAAAUUUAUUAAGUCGAAUUACCGAUUUUUACCAACUUCACCAAAAGGAGCAAGAACUGCUAAAAUUAGAAGGCUUGGAAAAGAAAUCAGUUAACAACAUGCUAACUUCGAUAGAAAAUUCAAAAAAAAAGCCUUUCGCCAAUUUAUUAACCGCUUUGGGAAUUCCUCUACUCAGUUCAGUAAAAACUAAAAAAAUAACUAAAUUUUAUCCAGAUUUGACUAGUUUUACCGGAGCCUUAGAAAAUAAUGAAUGA